GCGGAACGGAACAGAGUGGGACGUGAGUGGCGGAGUGGCACGGUUGUGUGGUAAAGUGGCCAGGUUUGCAGACACAGUUGUACGGUAAAGUGGCCACGGAGGCAUACAGUUGUGUGGUAAAGUGACCAAGGGGGCUGACACAUUUGUGUGGUAAAGUGGUCAGGUUUGCAGACACAAUUCUACGGCAAAGUGGCCAGGGUUGCAGACACAGUUGUACGAUAAAGUGACCACAGCGUCAUACAGUUGUGUGGUAAAGUGGCCAAGGGGGCAUACAGUUGUGUGGUGAAGUGACCAGGUUUGCAGACACAGUUCUGCGGUAAAGUGACCAGGUUUGCAGACACACUUGUACGGUAAAGUGACCAGGUUUGCAGACACAGUUGUGCGGUAAAGUGGCCAGGGUUACAGACGCGGUUGUGUGGUAAAGUGGCCAGGGUUGCAGACACAGUUUUACGAUAAAGUGACCAGGGUUGUAGACACGGUUGUGCGGUAAAGUGGCCAGGGUUGCAGACACAGUUGUACGGUAAAGUGGCCAGGUUUGCAGACAGUUGUGCGGUAAAGUGGCCAGGGUUGCAGACACGGUUGUACGGUAAAGUGGCCACGGGGGCAUACAGUUGUGUGGUAAAGUGACCAAGGGGGCUGACACAUUUGUGUGGUAAAGUGACCAACGGGCAGACAUAGUGUUUUGGUAAAGUGACCAGGGGGGCAUACACUUCUUUGGUAAAGUGACCAAGGGGGCAGACACAUUUGUGUGGUAAGUGACCAAGGGGCAUACAAUCAGUAAAGUGACCAAAAGGGAGACACAUUUGUGUGGUAAAAUGACCGCGGGGCAGAUAGAUACAGUUGUGGUGUGAAGUCACAGGGGAGCAGAUAGAGUUGUGCUGUGAAAUGAAGGGGGGGCAACCAGAAGCUGGUAAUUGUGUUGUGAAAUGGCGGCGGGGCGCAGUUGGGAACUGUUUAUUGUGCUGUGAAAUGACGGGGAGCAGCUAAAACCAGGAUGCGGAUGCGCCGCUACCCCGGGCGCGCCGUUGUGGAGGGAGAGUUGCACCCGGACAGUGACAGCGCGCGACGCAUGAUGGCACUGCUGUACGAGGCGAGCUGGCAGGAAUGUCGGGAUAAGUGCCUGCUCAAGAGGUCCAAAUCCCUCAGGACCAUAGACCCUGAGAGCGCGAGGUGGGAAGCUGAAGAUAUGAGGAGGCCCAGGUCCCAGCAGCCGCAGGGCGAGUUCUGGGAGCACAGGAGGGGCAUCGGCUGGACGCGGAAGUUCCACCCCCACGAGCUGCGGGCAUACCCGGAGACUUUCCCCCCACGCCUCUACCAGAAUCUCCCUGUCCGCGACGCCAGAAUGCGUCAGCGUCGGUCCUCGGCAUCCUCGGCAGACUUGCCCCCGGAGGAAGAGUUCGCGAUACCUCGCCCCAAACUGAUCGUCCCCGUGCACACGUAUGGCAUCAGGAAGCGGCGUACUGGGAACACGAUGCACCUGCCCCCAGAGGGUCGUGUGGAGGUGUCACGGGAGAACAAGUACCUCAGCACACUAGCACCUGGCAAGGUGUUUGGCGAGCUUGCCAUCCUGUACAAUUGCAAGAGGACUGCAACUAUUAAGGCUGCCACUGACUGCAAACUAUGGGCAAUCGAGCGCCAGUGCUUUCAGACCAUCAUGAUGCGGACUGGCCUCAUUCGUCAGGCAGAAUACACAGACUUCCUCAAGAGUGUCCCCAUCUUCAAGAACCUGCCAGAAGAAACCUUGACAAAAAUAUCAGAUGUGCUAGAAGAGACAUUCUACGCACCUGGUGAUUACAUCAUUAGGCAGGGUGCUCGUGGAGAUACAUUCUUCAUCAUCAGCAAAGGACAGGUGAAAGUGACAAUAAAGCAACCCAACACCGAGGAGGAGAAGUACAUACGGACCCUUCAGAAGGGAGACUUCUUUGGAGAGAAGGCUCUGCAGGGUGAUGACCUGCGCACAGCGAACAUCAUUGCUGAUGAGCAUGAGGGCGUGACAUGUCUUGUGAUUGACCGCGAGACAUUCAACCAGCUUAUCUCGAGCCUGGAUGAGAUCAGAACGCGGUACAAGGAUGAAGGUGUGGAGAGGAGGAGAAUCAACGAGGAGUUCCGGGAUGUGAAACUUGCAGACUUGCGAAUCCUCGCAACGCUAGGGGUUGGAGGCUUUGGACGUGUUGAGCUGGUUCAGAUCGCUGGAGAUCCAACAAGGUCGUUUGCUCUCAAGCAGAUGAAAAAAAGCCAGAUUGUGGAGACGCGGCAGCAACAGCAUAUCAUGUCUGAGAAGGAAAUAAUGGGCGAGGCAAACUGUGAGUUCAUUGUCAAGUUGUUCAAGACGUUCAAGGAUCGCAAAUAUCUAUACAUGCUCAUGGAGUCGUGCCUUGGAGGGGAACUGUGGACCAUCCUCAGGGAUAAGGGUCACUUUGAUGACUCCACCACGCGCUUCUACACAGCAUGUGUGGUGGAAGCAUUUGACUACCUACACAGUCGCAACAUCAUAUACAGAGACCUGAAACCUGAAAACUUGCUGCUUGAUGUUAAUGGAUAUGUGAAACUGGUUGAUUUUGGUUUUGCAAAGAAGUUGCAGCAAGGACGCAAGACAUGGACUUUCUGUGGUACUCCAGAGUAUGUGGCUCCUGAAGUGAUCUUGAACCGAGGUCAUGAUAUCAGUGCAGACUACUGGUCGCUUGGGGUGCUCAUGUUCGAGCUGCUGACAGGUACACCACCAUUUACUGGGUCUGACCCCAUGAAGACAUACAAUAUAAUUCUGAAAGGCAUUGACGCCAUUGAGUUCCCUCGCAACAUCACGAGGAAUGCCAUGGCGUUGAUCAAGAAGCUGUGUCGGGACAACCCAACAGAGAGGCUUGGCUAUCAGAAAGGAGGCAUCAGCGAGAUUCAGAAGCACAAGUGGUUUGAUGGUUUCAACUGGGAAGGCCUCAUCAACCACACGCUGAUUCCUCCAAUCACCCCAAAGGUGCGCAACGUGACUGACACAAGCAACUUUGAUGAGUAUCCUCCUGACAGUGAGGGGCCUCCAUUGGAUGACCUUACAGGCUGGGAUGCUGACUUUUAGACCCAUGGCCUGUAGUUCCUGGUGCUAAGUUGCUGUGACUCAAGAGGCUAGAACACAUUCACAAGUAUUAGCUGACUGGCUGGAUUACAGGGUGUCAUCCCUGUGGCAUGGUGUACUGUGAUAGGUUGUACAGAGUGGUCACUUCCAGCUGGGUGUACUUAGUUCAAGAAGACGGUUCCCCGCUCAUUUUAUAGUAUCGUUGAGUGCCAUUUAAACACUGUAUGGGAGAAAGGCUUGGUUAACGCAUUUAGACUGCUACGUUUUAUAAUUAAUAAUGACGCUGAUAUUGUUAUGGCAUUUUCAGACAGGAAGUGAACAAUGAUGUAAUUAAUUUGUACAAAGAGAAUUUAAAUUGAUGUGUGUAUAAAGAGAUGGUAAAUUCCUCAGAGCUCUGAGGGUAGCAUAUUACCAUUGCAAUGUUCUUGCCAUUCAGACAUAAAUAAUUAACUUGGUUAUUUUAUAUAUGUUACAUUUGAAUGAUAUAGUUUAUAUAAUGUAUGUACAUAUGCAACUCUAACACUUGCACAUAGACUUAACCCGUAGUGUGCGAUGCUUCUUAACAGAGAGGGAACACUUUGUUCAGAUGGUGUAUUUAAAAUAAAGUUUUUUAUUACCUGC
This is a messenger RNA of Cryptotermes secundus, 3685 nucleotides long. RefSeq names its product cGMP-dependent protein kinase, isozyme 2 forms cD4/T1/T3A/T3B (gene for). Gene Ontology annotation, molecular function: cGMP-dependent protein kinase activity; ATP binding. NCBI's taxonomy places the organism in Eukaryota, Metazoa, Arthropoda, Insecta, Blattodea, Kalotermitidae. The transcript has 13 exons. The record is from RefSeq and is a predicted model, not a curated record. The coding region runs from base 995 to 3067 and encodes 690 amino acids. Gene Ontology annotation, biological process: protein phosphorylation.